Messenger RNA from Colletotrichum scovillei, 3252 nucleotides. RefSeq names its product histone-like transcription factor and archaeal histone. The transcript has a single exon. Lineage: Eukaryota; Fungi; Ascomycota; Sordariomycetes; Glomerellales; Glomerellaceae. The record is from RefSeq and is a predicted model, not a curated record. Gene Ontology annotation, molecular function: transcription corepressor activity; transcription coactivator activity; protein heterodimerization activity. The coding region runs from base 1853 to 2929 and encodes 358 amino acids. Gene Ontology annotation, cellular component: negative cofactor 2 complex; nucleus. Gene Ontology annotation, biological process: transcription by RNA polymerase II; positive regulation of transcription by RNA polymerase II; negative regulation of transcription by RNA polymerase II.
GGAACCCGCACACCGCGAAAAGAAGGAGCCCACCCAGCCGCUGGCUGCACCUGCCACCGACCGCACCGCACCCGCACCUACCGCACCACCGCACCGCAUCGCCGUCCGCCCCUCCGCAGUUUCUCGACCCGUCGCAUCGUCCCACGGCCGUCGCUCUUUCCCUCCCAUUCAGUGUUCUCCUUCCUAUCCAAUCAUUCCCAUUCGUUCUAGCCCAUCGACCACUUCAAUUUCCACGGCCGGUGCCAAGAAGGUGCACACUUGGUGUGCUUGCGCCCAGAGUGUGCCUCCCUGUACUUGUGUGUGCCUGCGCCUACCUACUUGCCGCCUGGCCUUGCCUCGUCUGCCUGUCAGACCGACUGCAUCCUUCCCGAUGGACGCAUGUCAACUUUGAGGCUCGAUUGACUAAACCUUGCCACCUGGACUUGGAAAAAGAUCAACGCCAACAAAUCCCCCUCCUCCUACUCCGUACAUAACUUCACACUACAAUCCCGUUCAAACGCAACCCCUUUUCCUCCCAAUCCUGAACACCUCCCACCACUUUAUCAGAGCAUCAGGCCGCUUCCGAAAGCACCGCUGCUGCCCCGCACAGGAACGCCUGACGCCGUCGCACGCCCCAGGACUGAACCCCGAAAGCCCCAAGCUUACAGAACUCCCAUCACCCCUGGCUCGCUAGACACACCGAAACCUUAUUGAGUGUCACUCCCAGUCUCUAGGUCUGACUCAGCAAAAACGCCAUUUACACACCUUGGAUCAGUAGAUCACCUAUUUGGCAUAUCAAAAUCUCGGACAAGCUUGUGUCACAGCCACGCUCCCGACGUCAAUCAGCAUUCAUCAUCCCUCAGGCCACACUGAGUUCCUCACUCUCACGCGGUCUGGGAUACGUAGACUGUGUUCCGAAGCAACACCAGGAUUGGCCAGUUGCGACGUUGAGUCUCAACACCCACGCAUACUCACUGAGCGCCCAGCGAGCCUGGAUUCUCUCUGUACUGCAAGUGGCCGUUUCAUUCUGCUGGACCUGGGACGCAGUUUUAACCUCGAUCUGCAAGUUGCAAAGCGAUUAUCCGGACAGUCCUGAUCAACAUCCUGCCAUCCACCGUUUAGGUCCGGCACACUGUUGCAAACAGGCUAGGGUACUGAGGAUAUUACGAAUCCCUCAUGUUGUAGGCCAUUUAUUGGCUUUGAUCUCAUCUCUUCGUCAUUUGCUCUUGUAUCGCAGCGCUGCCCAACACGUUGGCCGAGGCUGCCUUACACACGCAAAAACAUCCGCACUUCUCACAAGGCAGUUGCGCCCAGUCUCGCCUUGUUUUCAUAUUCAAGCCGAGCUUCGCAGCAAUACUCUGCCUCGAUUUACUGUCACCCUCAACGCGACUUGCAUUGGCCGUACGUCUGUCGGAACUCUACACCUCUGACUCCCGAGGAUAUAUGACGAUAGAACAGACCGUCAUUCCUUUCACCGCACGUAGCAGCCCACGCCUGAAUCAGGACUUAUACGCCGUGCUUUUCUGGGCACAUAUCCACUCAGCGACUGAAUACGGGACACAUCCAUCAUUAGACGCAAUCACAGAACCAUUGCAAGAUUAUUCCUGCUGAGAGAGACGACCUCACAACUGCGGACAACAAAAAAGAGGUGGGGGUGUAGGCUGGCUUUUGUACUCAAAAAUCAGUCCCUGCCCUUCGCUUAAUCAUCCAGUGUCCCACGCCAGCCACAUUUGGAUUGGAACCUUGGCCAAUUUUUUUCGGGGCACCAGCCAAGGCCCCCUGUCGUUUGGCCUCCACUUCCAAAUUGAAAAAAAAAAGCGGCCAUCAAUUUUUCCAGAAGGGCCGGAGGUAGAGGGGGAAAAAAGUAAUAAAAAUGGCGGACGACACGACCUACGCACCAAAGUCGCCGGACCUCUCUUCUUUUUUCUCGGCAGCACCCGCCCCGCCUACACCUCCACUGCACACUCACAGUCUGCAGCACUACCAGCAACAACUGAGCAAGCUCCAAACCUCUCCGUCUCCGUCUGCGUCCGCGUCUGCUGCACCACCGCCCGUAUAUGAAUACUCCUCCCCCUCAGCACGCAUUCACCACCCAAGCCAGUCAUCUUCUACUCCUGUUCACAUCAAACAAGAGCAGCCCCACUUCCCAUCACCAGCGGCAAUCAAAACGGAAUUCUCUUCCUAUCAGCCACCGCUACAACCCCACCACCACCAAGGUCAGCACCAGCACCAGUACCAACCGCUUCAGCAGCAACAGCACCACCAACAUUACCUAUCUCCUCAAUACCACCACCAGUCGCCGCCACAUAACCACCCAUCUCCGCAACAUCCCCCACCACAUAUGCAAAGCGCGUAUGGGAUACAGCCCGUUCUCAACUAUCAGGAACAGCAGCCUCAUCAGCCCAAAACACCUCAAAGCCAAGGAUUUCUAGACCAGAAAAACUUUGGUGGAGCACCCCAAUUACACGAUAUCCCCUACAACCCAGAUACACAACAUCUACCACAAACACCAGCUUCAGCAACUAUGCCUCCCAGAAAGAACACAAAGCAGGCUGACUCGCCACCUCCAAUUGACCCUUCACCCGUUCGGACAAAGUUCCCCACAGCCAGGAUAAAGCGUAUCAUGCAGGCCGAUGAGGAGGUUGGUAAGGUCGCCCAGCAGACUCCCAUUGCUGUUGGCAAGGCUCUCGAGAUGUUCAUGAUUGCUGUUGUCAGCCGAAGUGCCGAAAUCGCACGGGAGAAGAACUCUAAGCGUGUCACGGCUCAGAUGCUCAAGCAAGUCAUCGAGACAGAUGGCCAGUACGACUUCUUGGCGGACAUUGCUGCAAAGGUUGGCGACGAGGAGAAGAGAGGUGGUCGCUCCAAGGCUGAGUCGUCAAGCGACGAGGAAAUGGAAGUUGAGACGAAGAAGAAGGGCAAGGGCGGCCGUAAGAAGAAGGCCGCUGCAUGAGUUCUCUCAUUCUCAGCUUGGGUCUUGAGGCGAGGGAAGGGAAGGGAAAGGAAUUUUCCCAUGAUGAGAAAUAUGACAAGGGUUAUGAGGAUUGGCGUUGGACUGGCUAGCAUCUACAUCGGCGUUGGGUGACACGGCGAUAAACUCGUCGAGCCGCACCUGGGGGGAAAUAUUACAUGGUUUACCUUACGGAAAGGAGGAACAAGCGCUGCUUCCUCGACUUGCAUGCCAUGGACGGCUUGUCUUUCUAUAUGCGCAUCGAGCCUGUCUUGGACAAGUCUUCUUACGAUUUUAGAAUGAAAGCAUUUUAUCGUUUGCACACA